This is a messenger RNA of Saprolegnia diclina VS20, 1014 nucleotides long. RefSeq lists its product as hypothetical. Lineage: Eukaryota; Oomycota; Saprolegniomycetes; Saprolegniales; Saprolegniaceae. The transcript has a single exon. Gene Ontology annotation, cellular component: U5 snRNP; U4/U6 x U5 tri-snRNP complex; U2-type post-spliceosomal complex. The record is from RefSeq and is a predicted model, not a curated record. Gene Ontology annotation, biological process: generation of catalytic spliceosome for second transesterification step; RNA splicing. The coding region runs from base 1 to 1014 and encodes 337 amino acids.
AUGGAUCAAAUGAAGGCCAUGAUGGCGAAGCUCAAGCGCCAGCGCGAGGAAGAGAAGAUGACCGCGCUCAAGGUCAGCGGCGAACCGGCGGCCAAGAAGAAGUACAUGCGCCGGGGCGAGAUCGAAGCGGCCCUUGAAGAGGAAGAGCGCCGGGCGCGCGAAGCCGUCGAGGCCGAGGCCGCCAAGAAGCGCGAGGCUGAAGAGCACACUGCGGCGCAGGCUGCUGCGCAAGCGUCGACAAACGAGACAAAGGCAGCCCCGAUGCAAGAGCGCGCUACCGAGACGAGCGCAGAUGACGGGCAGCUCCAUUUCACGCUGGCCGAGACGAAGAAGCGCCUGCGCCAGCUGGGCCAUCCGAUCACACUCUUCGGCGAGACCGACGAGGCGCGCGCUCGGCGCUUGGAGGCGCUCAUCCACUCGAACGAAGGCGGCGAGAUGGACCUCAACCAGGCCGGCUACAUUGACGCGCAGGAGGCCGACGAAGACAAGGAAGACGACGAGUACGACCACGACGGCGACGCGAAUAAGGACCACGAGAGCGAGUCAGACGAACGCAAGAUCUACCGCUUCUUCAAGGAGAUGCUCGGUCGCUGGGAGGAGGCGCUGGCCGCGCGGCCGGAGAGCGUCAAGCGGUCGGCGCAAGGCAAGAUCGCGACGCGCACCAUGAAGCAGUGCAAGGACUACAUUCGGCCGCUCUUCCGGCUCUGCAAGAGCAACACGGUGCCCGACGACAUCCUCAAGAACCUCGUCGACAUCGUCGGCUUUUGCAAGGCCGGCGAGUUUGUCUCGGCCAACGACUCGUACAUCAAGCUCGCGAUUGGCAACGCCGCGUGGCCCAUCGGUGUCACGAUGGUGGGCAUCCACGAGCGCACAGGCCGCGAGAAGAUCAACUCCAACAAGCAAGCGCACGUCAUGAACAACGAGCUACAGCGCAAGUACCUCACGUCUGUCAAGCGGCUCAUUACUUUUGCCCAGUCAAUCACGGACGUCCUCCCGUCCAAGAAGGUGUGCUAA